Molecule: messenger RNA, 1037 nt
Organism: Nyctereutes procyonoides (raccoon dog)
Lineage: Eukaryota; Metazoa; Chordata; Mammalia; Carnivora; Canidae
Gene: UBE2U
Product: ubiquitin conjugating enzyme E2 U
Exons: 8
Coding region: 354-1037 (227 amino acids)
Source: RefSeq, a predicted model, not a curated record
CGCGCUCCCUAACUUCAGCUGUGCGGCCCUGCGCUCCGCCGGCCACCCCCACGUCACGCACGAACCUCACGGGUUGGCCCAGGUGCUCCCCUACGUCUGCCUUGAGGCUGGGCUGUGGGCUGGCGCCGCGUGACACGCCGCCGUUGGGGAAGUUUGGUGGAAUCAGAGGAGAAAAGGAAAGUCACUGUUGUAAGUCCAGUUUAGAGCCGCUUCUCUCUGGAGGACAGAGCGUUCUGGGGCUCUAGGAAACAAGUCCUUGUGAGCUGGCCAGGUGUGCCGGAGCGACCCAAAGUCUCAGGCUUCUGUCUCCGAGGGAAGCCUAGGAGUGUGGGGACGGGUGCCAGAGCCUUAUCAUGCACUGCAGAGCUUACUUCUUGCUGGAGAGAGACUUCCAAGAGUUGAAGGAGAACAAUUUUAAGGGUAUUACUGCCUUUCCUGUAAAUGAAGAUCUGAUGGAAUGGGGAGCCUAUAUUGAAGGUCUACAGAAUACAUUUUGGCAUGGAUUAUUCUUCCAACUGACAAUAAAUUUUACAUCACAGUACAAUUUUGUCCCUCCAGUUGUGAAAUUCAUAACAAUUCCUUUUCAUCCAAAUGUAGAUCAAAAUACUGGUCGAGUCUGUAUAGAUUUUUUGGAUGACCCUGAAAAGUGGAAUACAAACUAUACAUUGAGCAGCAUCUUACUUACUCUCCAGGUUAUGCUUUCUAAUCCAGUUCUAGAAAAUCCAGUGAAUUUGGAAGCAGCCCGAAUGCUGAUUAAAGAUGAAUCUCUGUACAAACAAAUAGUUCUAAGACUUUUCAGCCAACCAAUACAAUUGAGAGAGAACAGCCUUGAGUUUCCUAAAGAUCCAGAUAAACUUACCACAUCAAUUAAAGCAGUCUCAUUUAAUGAUUACUACAAGACAUGGUCUGGAAUAGCCACAUCAAAAGCCACAGAAUAUUAUAGAAGUUCAUUGCUUGAAGACCCAAAUUUUAUUGGAGAGUAUUAUAAACAGAAGAAAAUUGAAUUAAAACAUACUAAAGAAUGGAAUUUAAAGUAA